AUUAUUACAGUUACCAGGAUGUCCCUAAGAAUAGGUUAUAGCAUUUUUCUUGGCGUUUUUUAUAUAGUCCUUAUGAUUAUUGCUAUUCCCGGCAAUACUUUAAUACUAUGGAUGACUUUCAGCAAUAAACAAUUACGUACGCCGACCAAUUUACUCGUUAGUAAUUUAGCAAUUGGCGGUUUAGUUAUUGCUAUUUUUGCUAUACCUUUUCGAAUAUGGUCGUCUUUUAAUUUUAGUAGCUAUCCGUUUUCAUUGGCAACUUGUCGUUUUGAAAAAAUGAUUCCGUUAUCAAGUAUAAUGGCCAUUACAUGCACUCUGUGUAUCAUUUGCGUGGAUCGUUUUAUUGCUGUGGUUUAUCCCGUUAAGCAUCAUCUAAAAAUGACUGCACUGAAAGCCUAUAUACUCAUACCUACGAUUUGGAUUGUCUCAAUAGCCUCAUUUAUACCA
This is a messenger RNA of Trichoplax adhaerens, 447 nucleotides long. RefSeq lists its product as uncharacterized. The transcript has a single exon. The annotation marks the transcript as partial. The record is from RefSeq and is a predicted model, not a curated record. Gene Ontology annotation, biological process: G protein-coupled receptor signaling pathway. Gene Ontology annotation, cellular component: membrane. Gene Ontology annotation, molecular function: G protein-coupled receptor activity. Lineage: Eukaryota; Metazoa; Placozoa; Uniplacotomia; Trichoplacea; Trichoplacidae.